AUGGCUAGUUGUCCUGAUUACGUUUGUUUGCUGCCCGCACUGACCUUGGCUCAUUAUCUGGAUCUCCAUCCAUCUGUGCCGGCACUGCGUCAUGUGCAUUCGGGUACUCUCCACACUAGCAGGGUGAACCUGGGGGACGUGACCUGGGACCCAGCACAGCCUCCUGGGACCCUGAAAAAGCCAUUUGAUACCCCGCAGAGCCUCUUGAAACUUCACACUGCCCUGGAUGGAGAUGUGAUUAUUGGAGGGGUGCUCACUGUGAGGUCAAGUGAAAACAAUGCAGAUACACCAGAAGAGAAGACUUACACAUCAUCCACUCGGCCUCUUAUAAGUCUCCUAGCUUUCCUUUUUGCAAUUGAAAAUAUUAAUCAGGAUCCAGACAUCUUACCGAACAUCACUCUAGGCUUCCACCUAUAUGAUUCAUGGCUGGAACCCAGGAAAGCUGUACAGAGUGUUCUAAAGAUCUUAUCUGGGCCGGAGAAGACAAUUCCUAAUUAUUCCUGUACAGAGCACGGCAAGCUGGCCGGUGUUAUUGGAGAUCAAUUUUCAGCCACAACAAUCCCAAUUGCCCAAAUCCUCGGACUGUACAGAUACACACAGGUCAGCUAUGGAAGCACGGAUGACUCAUUGAGUGACAGGCGGCUUUACCCGCAUGUUUUCAGGACCGUUCAGAAUGAUUAUGUCCAUUAUUUAGCAAUCACCAAACUAGUGAAACAUUUUGGAUGGAACUGGGUUGGAAUACUUUUUUCAGACAAUGAUACUGGAGAGAAGGAGGCAGAAAUUGUGAAGAGAUAUUUGACUUCCCGGGAGAUUUGUGUGGCUUUUGAAAAAAGAAUGACUCAGCUGGAAUCUCGGUGCUCAGAGGUUUGUUUGCCUGGAAGCAGAAAAAAGCCAGGAUCUUCAAUCCACUCUUGCUGCUAUGACUGUGUCCCAUGUUCAGAAGGGGAGAUAUCCAAUCAGACCGACAGUGAGAUCUGUAUGAAGUGCAGAGAUGAUGAAUGGCCCAAUGAGAAGAAGGAUCGGUGUAUUGCAAAACUGGAAGAGUUUCUUUCCUACCCUGAUGUCCUUUCUCAAGUAUUCAUCACAGCUUCUACUUUACUCUGUAUUGUGACUCUCUUCAUAAUGGGGAUUUUUAUUUCCUAUCUGAACACCCCCAUUGUCAAAGCCAAUAACAGAAACCUGAGUUUUGUUCUCCUUGUCUCCAUCUUGUUGAGCUUCCUCUGUGUGUUCUUGUUCCUUGGUCAACCACUGGAUAUAACCUGUAUACUCCGUGUCAUGACAUUUGGAGUCAUCUUCUCCAUAGCCGUCUCCUCUCUUCUCGCUAAAACAAUCAUUGUUUACAUUGCUUUCAAAGCCACCAAACCUGGCAGCAACUGGAGGAAAUGGAUUGGAAGCAAACUGUCAAACUCUAUAGUAUCAUUGUGUUCAUCUGUUCAGGUGAUAAUAUGUCUUAUUUGGUUGUCCACUUCUCACCCUUUUAAGGAAAUUGACACUCAGUCUUAUCAGGACAAGAUUGUCAUUCAGUGUAAUGAAGGGUCAGUUAUCGGGUUCUACUCUGUGUUGGGUUAUAUGGGGUUUCUGGCAGCUGUGAGUUUUCUUCUGGCUUUCAUGGUGAGGACAUUACCAGACAGUUUUAAUGAAGCCAAGUACAUCACCUUCAGCAUGCUGGUGUUCUGCAGUGCCUGGAUUGCCAUGAUCCCGGCCUAUUUGAGCACCAAAGGCAAAUAUAUGGUAGCUGUGGAGGUAUUUGCCAUAUUGGUCUCAAGUGCUGGACUUCUAAGCUGCAUAUUUUUCCCAAAAUGUUUAAUUAUCUUAUUUAAACCCAAAUUAAAUACACAAUCAAGUUUACUUGAUAAGAAGACAAUAUACGAGUAA
Messenger RNA from Nanorana parkeri, 1875 nucleotides. Its product is annotated as vomeronasal type-2 receptor 26-like. NCBI's taxonomy places the organism in Eukaryota, Metazoa, Chordata, Amphibia, Anura, Dicroglossidae. Gene Ontology annotation, cellular component: membrane. Bases 1 to 1875 code for a protein of 624 amino acids. Gene Ontology annotation, molecular function: G protein-coupled receptor activity. Gene Ontology annotation, biological process: G protein-coupled receptor signaling pathway. The transcript is spliced from 7 exons. The record is from RefSeq and is a predicted model, not a curated record.